AUGCGUUCGAUCAAGACGAUGUCGUCGCACGCGUACGAGAAGGGCGUGGUCAUCGCGAAGUGCCCUGGGUGCCAGAACUUGCACGUCAUCGCAGAUCGGCUGGGAUGGUUCGGAGAGCCCGGUAGCAUCGAGGACUACCUGAAGGAGCGCGGCGAAAGCGUCUACAGGGGAGCCGCGGGAGACAUCGAGAUCACUCCCGAAGCCCUGGCAGGAUGGAAAAUGCCCAAAGCACGCAACAGCGCCGCAAAGCCCAGCAGCUGA
Molecule: messenger RNA, 261 nt
Organism: Pedinophyceae sp. YPF-701
Lineage: Eukaryota; Viridiplantae; Chlorophyta; Pedinophyceae
Source: the annotation of a GenBank genome assembly